UUAUAAACUGGGUUUUCCUUCUUUUCUCUCUCGUGUUCUUCUCUGCUUCAUUAUACAACAAUACGUUUGAGAGCGCAUGGUACGGUGCCAGAGGCAAUAACGGAGAAAAACAGAUUUGUCACCGCUAUAAACAAACAUGACAUUGAUUGGCUGCAGGUACGCCACCUGCCGGUCCUAUCAAAUGUCAUGCCCGAGGAACCACAACGCCGUGUGCCUCACCAAGCAAGAGAGGUAAUAAUUUCCGGUACAACCCCCACUCCUCCUACUGAUUCGCUCUCUGCCAGAAGACCAAAAACAACAACAAAAUCGCGAAAGGGGCCACUACUCCACGUGUUUCCGGUGGUCGGGGGACCACGCGUUCAUGCACCCACAGUCAUUCUCUCCUCCACUAGCACCGCCGUUGUCGCUGCAAUAAUGAUGGUACCGCGCGGCUGCUUCUGCCGCCAACGACGGUGUUCAGCGGCGGAUGCUAGAGGUAGGCGACGACGGUGGCUGCUGCAGCGCCACGCACGGCUGGCGGGACGCGGCCGGUGAUCGAUGACAAGAGUCGGCAGAACUCCAGAGGAAGAGCGCACGUUGUGGCAAGGGGGAGACAAACGGCGCAGAAGUCGAGCGCCCAAGUCGACGGGGGUUUCGGCGCUCACCUGUUUGAGGAGUUGUUCGAUGUUGAUGCAGUUUCUGCUGUUGCUGUUGCUGCUGCCCACCACCGUUCGUCGCCGACUAGCGCUGCAUGGCCCCAACGGUGGAGAACGUUACACAAGGUCGACGGUGUGAUGUAACGGCUUGAUCAAGGAGCAAGACUCACGUGGGGGGAAUGUGACGUCGGUGAGGUUUUCACGUGCGGUCAACUUCGGCAUGGGCGUGAGGACGUCCGCUGCCGCCAAGUAUGCCAGGCGACCCGGACUCCGAGGCAGAUGCGCAACGACCAAUCAAGCAGACGUUCUGCGGCUCCUUGCGGCGCGACGCGCACUGGAAAUGCCUCAUCCUCACUCUCCUCAUCGCCGGCUGCCUCGCCGCCAUCGUCUGGUGUCGGGUGUCGGUCGUCCGACGUGACGUCAGCACUGAUUACCCCGCCGCUGCCUCCUCCACCUCGUUCUUCACCCUUCCGGGUAGUGGCAGGAGUUCCGAGGUUGAUUCCCCCCGCGACAGCCCCUGCAACGACGGGUACGUGUACAUCCCCGUGGCUUUCGUCAUCAUGCUGUACCUCGUGUACCUCGUGGAGUGCUGGCACAGUCACACCCGUAUUGAGCUUCAGUACAAGGUGGACAUCAACACGGUGUAUGACAAGGUACGGGACAUGCGGGAGGGCGUGCCCAUCAUCUGGUGGAAGGCCAUCUGCUACCACUAUGUGCGACGGACACGACAGGUGACACGGUACCGCAACGGCGACGCAUUCACGUACCAGGUGUACUACGAGCGCGUGAACACCUGCACAGCCGGCUCGGCCUUCAACUUCACCCAGUGCGGGGCCAAGGACAUCUCGCGACCUCUGUACGGCCUGGAGGACUACCCGGCCACAAAGAUCCGCUUCAGCAAGGGCUUCUCCUGCAGUGUCGACUCCGAGUGCGAGUUCGAGGACCAGCGCGCGCAGUUUUUCCAGGAGUACGAGUCACGUGACGACUACAUGGAAGGUCGAGAGGGCAUGGACAUCCUGAAUGUCAACUUUAAGGAGUACAUGAUUGCCUUCGCGGACCCGGAUAACUUGCCGUGGUACGUGUCGCAUGUCAUCUUCUGGGUGGCGUCCUUCCUGCUGCUGUCAUGGCCUCUUCGCGUCAUCAUCGAGUACAAGACGGCGCACCUGCACUACCACGUGCACAAGCUCUUCGGCACCAACUACGUCGACGUUGACGAGUUCCGGGGCACUCUGUCGAGGGUCAGCACCAUGAACAGCACGGAGCUGGAGAUGAACAUCCGUAACAACAACAUCCUGGUUCCCAGCUACUCCGAGGCCAUGCUAAUGAACGCCGCCCGCCGAGGAUCGUUGCUAGUCACGUCAGCCCUGCAAGGGUCUAGGCUGUUCCUGGGUGCCACCACUCCACGAAGUCUGACCAACCCCACCCUCUCCACAUCCCGCAGCGGGGGCUUCGUCCGUGGUUCCGUCCCCAGCAUUUCCAUGACAACCGUUCGUCGUUUCAACAGCUGUACGGCCAUCAGCGACCGCGACAAGCCACUGGUCAUCGCCGGCUCGCGGUCCAGCUUUCGGAGCUCCAGUGGCCCCGACAUCUUCCUGCAGCGCUCGCAAAGCCUCGUCCCUGACGAGAACACGUGCAACCAGCGCUCCGACCGAAGAAGGUGGCGGAGGAAACGACCGGCCAGCUUUAUCACUUUCGGGGGGUCCACGAUGGGGGCCAUGCUGCCGACGACCCCGGAGACUCCCGAGGGCUACGUCAUCGAACUGAACGCUAGCACGGGCUCGGCUGUGGUGACUCACUUCCACGCAGAAGACGACGGCGCCACAACGACUGUGACUACUGCGCCUGCAGCAAACUUCCCCAUGCGUGAGGAGCUUUGCAAUUCCUCUGAGCGUCUUCUGCCGCCCGACACUCCCUCUCUUUCCCACACCAGCCUGCCUUUCGCCGACUCUAUGCACAGCAUUGCGUGCAGCGAGCAGCAGAGCUCGGAGACGGUGUCGACAUCACUGGAGGUGGAGUCGCCGCCGCCAGCGUACAAUGAGGCCCUGACCAUGCCCAAGCUGCGCAAGAGCCAGAGCCUCGGACCCAGACCGAAGGUAGCCCUCAGUCACGGUCAGCCGAGACCGGAAGAAGGUGGCGCUGGCAAUAAAGACGGUAAGGCAAUCGUGUCCAACGUCUUCGAAGCAGCGGCAACAGGAGUCCGGCCGAAGCGUGUCCACAGCGACAGCGUCAGGUUGCACAGAUCCGGAAGCGGAAACCACGUGAUUCGGUUUUCCUGAGCGAAAGCUCGCCUCGGAGCGCGUCAGAGAAGCAGGUGGUGGCUGUUACCGAGGCGCGUUGAGUGCUUUAAGGCCAAGUCGGAGCGAUGCUCAGGGAUUCAGCGGGCGCGCGUGAUGAGGCAUCCCCAUCACACAGAGCUGUCCAGCGUUGCUGCAGGUCAAGGACGUGAGAUCAGCAUCGGAAAAGAGUUUUGUAAACAAGCCGUUCCCGUCUACGGCAUGUCUACAGCAUCCGCCGACAGAAACCAGUUCUUGCAAUCAGAAAGACGUUUGAGUAGUCACAGCGGUCCGCCAGGAUACACGGAGGCAGUUCUGGCCCCUGGCAGCAGAACGUACGACUUUGGUCAUAGCGAGAGCCAUGGAAAGUCCACCCAGGGAAAAGAGAACAAUCUCGAACAACCGAUUCAAGCGUUUAAACGAUUCGAAUUCAGAACUGGAACACCCUCACCGCUCCCACGGUGAUUCCGGCUCAUGCAAGGUGGGACCGAGACGACAUGCUAAGACCAUCACGUGACGGUCCAGACCUACCACGUGGUAUCUCUCCUUUGCCCUCAGUGGUUGCUACUUCCGGUGUGGACUUUGAGGAGGAGGAUGAGGAAGAAGACGAGCCUGGUCCCGAUGUGUGUGUUUCCGCUACAGUGGAGAAUGCUUCGGGUCAUCGCAUGGUGAACAUUCCAACGAGAGGUCACAGCAGAACGGCGCGACCCCGAGACGACGCGCGUUCGAGACUCAUCUCUCCUUCCACUGCACAAAGGUGCUAUCGUUCUAUUCAGUGCAUGGAGACCUCCUUAUAAGUACUCUUACCUUGCAGGUUUUAUUCCUCUUCCCUUUUAUUCUCUUUUUAAGAUCGUCAUUGUCAGCAAACAAAAUUAUACCGUCUCUCAGAAAAGACGAACCAAUGGCAGACUCUUCCACUCUCGUCUAUAAGAAAAUUACUGCAAAAAAAAAAAAAAAAAAAAAUCAAAUAUAUACUUCUUUGAGAAAAACGUUAAGAUAUAAAAUAGAAUUAACUUUGAUUUUUUUUGGUCCUUUAGUAUUAUGUUUUUGUUGUAACUAUAUUUAUCGUUGAAGAUGUUCUUGGUGAUGACGAUUGUGAUUACGAAGAGAAGGCCGAUAAGGAUGAUAAACACUUCGUGAAGAUCAAGCAAAAGAAUGUCACGUGUCUUUCAUUAACACCGCUGUUGACGCGACAGGUAUUGCACGUGCCGAGAACAAAGUCCAACAUUUAUUACUAUUAACAUUCCAACCAUAGCUUCUGUACAAUCCGGUGCCGUUUACCUUUGCCCGCAAAAAUUCUACUUUUUGCCGAUAAGCAGAUUUUUUUAAACCACUGAAUGUCUCCGAUGAGAAUCAAAAUACAAAUAUUUGCAGGCUGCUCUCGUGGACAUGGAAGCCAGCAAUCCAGAGAAUAAUCGCAGGGUUCUAUGCUUUGUCAGCAGCAACAGCUUGUUUGUGUGCCUGUCCUGCAGCCAACGCACGUGCCAGCUUCGUGUCCCUUGUCCAGUGUUUGAACAGUUGGCCAAUCAAUGCCACGACCAGCGAUCGCUCCGGCACAAUUUAACGCGAUAAUGUCAUUCCAGUUGUUUUUUAAUGACAGCUACAUGUGUGUGCGUGCGUGUGCUUGCAAGCAAGCAAUUUUGUUGAAUUUAGUCUCGCUGUUAUCUUCUCGUCUGCACCAGACGGCAAUGGCAACGCCGAUGAACGAUCAGUAACAUCGAGCUGAAGGAAUGUCGAGUGAAUUUUUAUUUUUACUUCUCAAAAUAAGUUCUUAAUGGAAGAGUUUAUUUUAAAAAAAUUAAACGGAAUCUUUUACAGGUUCCGCACGCCUAUAGUUCUUCUAGUCAAGAACAGUCCAACAAACAAACAAAAAAAUACACAAAAACAAAAAAAAAAACCAACAAAAAAUUAACAAACAAAACAGCAAACAAAUAAACAAGAAAAAAUAUUUUAAACAUGUGUUCAUUUCAUAAACGCAGCGUUCAUUUCUCAUGGUUUCCAUACACAUACAUUGUAGGGAGUGUAAAUUAUUUUCUGAGCCCUGAAAAUAUUAUGGGCUGUAAAUGUAUCCUUUGGUAUAAACAGGAACCAAAUCUUUGUAAAGCAUCAUUUUUAAUUUACAUAUCUUCUUUUUCUUUUGCUAUCUUUCCCAGACACUGAAGCUCACUGAGUUUGUCGUUCUACAGGUUCGCCAGACCAACUCUUAAUUCUUAUAUUCGAACAUUUGAAUAUUUUAAUGAUACUUAUUAUAUUUAAUUUGCAGUGGAUAAAACUUAAAAUACAACUUUUGUCUUCUGAUGGAAUAGGGAGAUAUUUCCUACUUCGUUAAAGCAUGUUGAGAGUUAGAAGCGAACAUAUUUGUUUGCCGAUACAUCGUUAAUAUUGUAGAAUACAAUGGGACAUUAGGGGACGAUGUAGGUUUAACAUUUUGGGACAUUGCUGAGUUAAGAACAAUGGAAGCUGAGCUUGCCUAAAUAAAUUAAAUACCGAGAAGUGGGCGUGCUUCUUGCACACUGACAAACAUUUUUUGCAUUGCUUUGCCUGGUGAAUUGAAACCCGAUACAACAUCAAACAUAUCCGAGCAGCAAAACCACAAGCAGAUGCGAAGAAGGUAUGCAUUUACACCUCUUGCCAGGACAUGGUAUUAUCACCAUAACACCGAGAUGUCAACAAGGAAACAACUGGUCGAGCGCUCAUGGUCAAAAUGAAGAGGCACAAAAAAGGAGACUUUUCUUUUGAAUCCCAAUGUUUUGUAAUUUUUUAAAAUAAAAUACCAUUUCAAUUUCA
Molecule: messenger RNA, 5695 nt
Organism: Pomacea canaliculata
Lineage: Eukaryota; Metazoa; Mollusca; Gastropoda; Architaenioglossa; Ampullariidae
Product: transmembrane protein 151B-like
Source: RefSeq, a predicted model, not a curated record